Molecule: messenger RNA, 1228 nt
Organism: Culex pipiens pallens (northern house mosquito)
Lineage: Eukaryota; Metazoa; Arthropoda; Insecta; Diptera; Culicidae
Gene: Vta1
Product: vacuolar protein sorting-associated protein VTA1 homolog
Exons: 2
Coding region: 90-1073 (327 amino acids)
Biological process (GO): late endosome to vacuole transport via multivesicular body sorting pathway
Cellular component (GO): multivesicular body
Source: RefSeq, a predicted model, not a curated record
CCGAAACGUCAUUUCGUCCGAGUCCUGCGAAGAUUAGUCACUGUUUUGAUUCCGUUCGGAUCGAUCUCCCGUUUUUUGUAAACCCCGCGAUGGCCGCCAACUUUCCGGAGGUUCCGGCCACGCUGAAGCCCAUUGCGCACUAUUUGAAGACGGCGCAGGAACACGACGCCCGCGAUGCCAUCGUCAGCUACUGGUGUCGAUUGUACGCCCUCCAGGUGGGACUUAAAAUCAACAGCCAGGGUAUGGAGGAACGAAAGUUCCUUAUUCAGGUGAUGGACUGGUUGGAGACGACGAAGAAGGCCCACACGGAGAACGAAUCUAUCACGAAUGAGGUGGCCGCGCAAGCUUAUCUGGAGAAUUACGCGCUGAAGUUGUUUUUGUACGCGGACAAACAGGACCGGGCCAGCAAUUUCGGGAAGAAUGUCGUGAAGGCAUUCUACACGGCCGGAAUGAUCUACGACGUACUGCAAACGUUCGGCGAACUGACCGAGGAGGUGACCCAGAAUCGAAAGUACGCCAAGUGGAAGGCCUCCUACAUUCACAACUGCUUGAAGAAUGGCGAAACUCCGGUACCUGGACCGAUGCAGUCCGCAGAGGACGAAGAGUUGGACAACGAGUUGCAGAAUCUGGUACCGGGACCAAGCAACCCAGCACCGGACCAACCGCCUGCCCCAGGGCCAAGUCAGCAGCAACCGCCGUAUCCACCGAUGGGAUUCAACAGCUUCCCGUCGCCGGGGCAGCCACAGCUACCUUUUUCUGGCCCACCCUCCGGUCCCACCAACUUCGUUACGAACGACCCGUUCAGCAACGUGAAGGCACCGACGCCGCCGAGCGAACCGGAGAAACCACCCGGCGGAUGGCAACCGUACACGGGACCAGCCGGAGGAGGUGUCGCUCCGGCGGCCGCACCCGUUGCGACCGGUGCCGGUGUGACCCUCACACCCGACCAGAUUACCAAGGCCCAGAAGUACUGCAAGUGGGCCGGAAGUGCGCUUAACUACGAGGACACCAAAACGGCGAUUGACAACCUGCAGAAGGCGCUACGGCUGCUGCAAACCGGCCAAGAUGGCUGAAAGAGCUGAUCUUGUAUGUGUAAAGUAUUUUGUGUAUUGAUCUUAGAUUGCGAAAGCCGCGAUUUAAACUCAUUUUGUUGUUUUAAAGCUUUUUACACCGGCCAUGGGUGCACGCCUCCAGAUUAAUAAAGAAACUAUUUAAUCAACCACUCAAA